Molecule: messenger RNA, 943 nt
Organism: Episyrphus balteatus (marmalade hoverfly)
Lineage: Eukaryota; Metazoa; Arthropoda; Insecta; Diptera; Syrphidae
Gene: Cox11
Product: cytochrome c oxidase assembly protein COX11, mitochondrial
Exons: 3
Coding region: 128-826 (232 amino acids)
Cellular component (GO): mitochondrial inner membrane
Molecular function (GO): copper ion binding
Source: RefSeq, a predicted model, not a curated record
CAGUUCUAACCUAAAAAUUCGAAAUUUGCAAAAUAUUUUGUAAUUUUGUUUUGUUAUCACAAAAAACUGAUUUUAUUUAUAUUUUCUGUAUAAAAUAAGUAAAUUGUAUUAAUUAAAAAUAAGAAUAAUGUUUAAAUUAGCAACAAGAUUACGACAAAAAGUAUUUAAUUCAGUUGUAAAUUUGCACAAAACAAGAACAAAUUUGUUGACAAAUGUGCGGGAGAAAUCUUCAUCUUCGAGUUCUACACAGAAAAAAGAUAUUAAAUCAACUUUGUAUUAUGUGACUGCCGGUGGAGUACUUAUUGUUGGAUUUAGUUAUGCUGCCGUGCCACUUUAUAGAAUGUUUUGUCAGGCUUAUAGCUACGGUGGAACAACUGCAACCGGUCAUGAUGCCGAAAAAGUAGAAAAAAUGGAAAAAGUUUCCGAUCGAGUGAUAAAAAUUCGUUUCAACGCUGACAUAGGUGCGUCGAUGAGAUGGAACUUUAAACCACAGCAAUAUGAAAUUAAGGUGGCCCCCGGUGAAACGGCAUUAGCAUUCUAUACAGCAAGAAAUCCUACAGAUCUUCCAGUCAUUGGAAUUAGUACCUACAAUGUGAUACCCUUCGAAGCGGGUGCAUAUUUUAAUAAAAUUCAAUGUUUUUGUUUUGAAGAACAACAAUUGAAUCCACAUGAAGAGGUGGACAUGCCGGUUUUCUUUUACAUUGAUCCAGAGUUUGUUAGCGAUCCAAAAAUGGAAAAUAUUGAUACAAUAACGUUAUCUUAUACUUUCUUUGAAGCUAAAGACGGUUUAAAGCUUUCCAUGCCCGCUUAUGCUAAAGCCCAUUAAUUUCAUGUAGGAAUAAAUAAAUACUAGUCUAUUGAUUUUCAAAAAAAAUAAAAAACUGUUAAUUAUUUUUUUUUAAUAAAAUACCAACUGUAAAUAAAAUUAAGUAUGUUGUUUGCC